UCUUUGAGUUAAUUGUUAAGCGUGACUAUAGUGAUGUGCGAUAUUUAUCCGAAGAUUUGGCCAAAAUAUGGAUGAUUAUCGAUAAUUAUAUCGAAAUUUAGCAUUUGUUUCAAUGGCGAGCAAAAAUAGCGAUAAAUAUCAUUGAUAACGAUAAUAUCGCCCAUAUAAAUGUAUACCGAAGUGAGUUGGAAGUCUCUCGGCUCACUAACUUGGUGAUAUUUUCAACUCAACUCAACAACUCAAGUCGACUAAUUAGCUUACAUUGUUAGUUUUAGAUGUAUUUUUUACUUUAUAACUAAAUCUUAUUAUUAUAAAUUGAUAUUCAAUUCAUAGUUAUCACAGUUUUGUUUAACAAAUUCAAAAUUGUCAUGAAUGAAAAGAUUUUUGUUCAAUUUUUCAGGAGUGAGCUGUGAUCUUUUUUGGUAAAUGUCAAACCAACUAUUGAAAACACUUGAACUUGAGUUCGUAAUGCAAAGUCAGUUAUUUUAGUGAGGUUUUAAUUGACUCACUAAAGCCGGCUAAGUGUAAAAAUCGACUAAAACUAAAGCCGACUCACUCACUCACUAGGCUCACUAAACUCACGGUAACCAAACAACUUCGGUAUAAAAUCGCCUAUCUUUUCAACGUGUCACAUUUUUUUCUUAAAAUUCUUAUUACUUGAAUUUCUAAAUUAAUGUUUUGUUUCUUUUUAUUGCCUAUCUAAUUGUAUUAAAUUGUGAAUUAAUAACUCUGGAUUCGUUUGGUACUCUCUCAACUCUAAUCUGUAUCUGCUUGUGGAUUCUGCAAUUCUUAGUGAGCCACCAGUGAAGAACAUACCAUAACUGAGUUUGACAGUGAUCCAUAUAUCUCAGGUGCUCGUCAGUGUUAAAAACUGCUUUUGCUGAUAAUUGAUUCUUAUUAUACUGGUUACAUAAUAUUUUAAUUCUGAGGUUGAUAUGGAUGGUAAUAAUGAUUCAGACAAAAAAGUAUUUGAUAAUACUGCUCCUGUAAGAGUUAAAGUAGAUUUGAGUAAAAUAGAUCCAAGCAAAAUAGAUGAUUUUAGACCUCAGAUUAGAGCUCAAGAGGAAGAAAUGAAACGUCGAGAGCAACAAGAAAGACUUGCAGCUGAAGAAGAAGAAAUGAAACUUCGAGAGCAACGAGAAAGACUUGCAGCUGAAGAAGAAGAAAUGAAACUUCGAGAGCAACGAGAAAGACUUGCAGCUGAAGAAGAAGAAAUGAAACUUCGAGAGCAACGAGAAAGACUUGCAGCUGGACUAAUAAGAAUUUUGUGCAUAUUUCAAGGAGCUGCAGUUUGGCUCAAGAUAUUUGCAGCAGAAAGGAAGCUGAGAAGAACGACAUAGACGUGCAUAGGGGGACAGAGACUUGAAGAGGAAAGACGGGAGAAACCGGGUGCAGGGUCUGCCUGUAGAAUUAUUGCCUAACAAGAAUAAUGUUAUUGUUAGACAGUACAAACAAAGCUUGUUAAUUAUGAUUUUGUCGUGGUUAAAGAAAACAAAAUAACGCAAAUAAAACAUAAGUUAUGAAAUAAAUUAUCUA
Tetranychus urticae (two-spotted spider mite) is the source of this 1536-nucleotide messenger RNA. The record is from RefSeq and is a predicted model, not a curated record. Lineage: Eukaryota; Metazoa; Arthropoda; Arachnida; Trombidiformes; Tetranychidae.